CCCGUUCCCUCUGCUGCGUCCCGGCGCGGCGGAACUGAGGAGAGGGAGGGACGAUCCAGUCCCGUCUCUCCCCCCCCUCCGCCCCAUCGUCCACCGGUCCGGUCUAGAAGUCCCGCUUACCGGUACCGGGAAUGAAUGAGGCGCCCCCCCCGCCCCCAGCGGCAGCCCCGGGCGGUGCAGGCUGAUGAAAUCCCGCUCCCGCCUUGCAUGGGGUGCGCCGAACACUUUCCCGAGCAUCGGUUCUACCGGGCCCCCUACGCCGCACCCCUCGAGAGGCACCCCUCAAACUCCGAGCUCCGGGAUUUCAGGGGUAGGAGAGGGACCGGCGACCUCCGAGCAUCCCACCCCGGGCACCGGCGUGGCUUUCUCCUUCCCUUUCCGCAGCACCCACGGCAGAGCUGGCUCUGAUGCACCCAAACAGCCCCGGGGGGAGCUGCUGCUGCUGCUGCUGCUGCUUCCUCGGUGCUCUGCUUUCUCUGCUGGGCUGAACAGGGCUCCCAGCUCUUUGUUUUGACCUCCCUCUACCUCACAGCGGAGCUGAUGCUUCUCCCCAUCCCCGGGGACCGCAGGCUCACGGAUGAUGCAGUUGUGAUCUCUGGGAGGAAGCUGGCCAGGCAGAUCAGGCAGGAAGCUCGACACGAGGUGGAGCAGUGGGUGGCAGCUGGAAACAAGAGACCUCACCUCAGCGUCGUCCUGGUUGGGGAGAACCCAGCCAGCCACUCCUAUGUGCUGAACAAAACCAGAGCAGCUGCUGAUGUUGGAAUCAGCAGUGAAACCAUUCUCAGGCCAGCUUCCAUCACUGAAGAGGAGCUGCUGGAGCUGAUCAGCAAACUCAACAGUGAUGCUGAUGUGGAUGGCCUCCUGGUGCAGCUUCCUCUGCCCGAGCACAUCGACGAGCGCAGGAUCUGCAACGCUGUCAGCCCGGCCAAGGACGUGGAUGGCUUCCAUGUGCUCAACGUGGGGCGCCUCUGCCUGGACCAGGACUCCAUGCUGCCAGCCACCCCCUGGGGGGUGUGGGAGAUCAUCAAGAGAACUGGCAUCCCAACGCUGGGCAAGAACGUGGUGGUGGCUGGCAGGUCGAAGAACGUGGGCAUGCCCAUUGCCAUGCUGCUGCACACCGACGGCAGGCAUGAGCGCCCUGGAGGGGACGCCACCGUGACCAUCUCGCACCGCUACACGCCCAAGGAGCAGCUGAAGCAGCACACGAUCCGCGCUGACAUCGUGGUGGCAGCGGCAGGCAUCCCCAACCUGAUCACUGCUGACAUGAUCAAAGAAGGAGCUGCAGUUAUUGAUGUGGGCAUCACCAGAGUGCAGGAUCCCAUCACUGCCAAACCCAGGCUGGUUGGGGAUGUGGAUUUUGAAGGGGUGAGGAAGAAAGCCAGCUACAUCACCCCCGUGCCUGGGGGGGUGGGACCCAUGACAGUGGCCAUGCUGAUGAAGAACACCAUCAUUGCUGCCAAGAAGCUGCUGAAACCCAAAGAGCUGGAAGCAUUAACUGCUUAACCUGGGCCACUCUUGUGGCACUGAGCCACUCUCCAACCUGCCUCCUCCACAGGCCAAGAGAAGAAAUGCAAUAUUUGUAUUUAUUGGAAGUGGAAUUUCCUCCUCCUGGAGGUCCAAAGGGCUGCUGAGGUGUGGGCACUGCAGCUCUGCUCAGGGCUCUCAUCUCCACUCCUGGCCUGCUCAAGCUGCUUGAUCUUGAAGCCAGCUCUAGAUGCCUGCCUUGCUCCUCCUGGAGGGAUGAAACAGCAGCUGUGGGGUCUGGGAUGUGCAACUCCCCUGGGAGCUGAGUGUGAUGUUAAUCCCCUGGGGAGGUCAGCACUGCUCUGUGGUGUGGAAUCAGCUCCUUGGUGGCUCUGCUCUCACAGACAUCUCCUCUGAUUCCUGCUGAAGUCCUCUGCUCCAUGGUGUGGAAUCAGCUCCUUGGUGGCUCUGUUCUCACAGGCAGCUCCUCUGAUUCCUGCUGGAGUCCUCUCUGCUCCAGGGUGUAGAGCCAACACCUUGGUGGCUGUGUUCUCACAGACAUCUCCUCUGACUCUUGCUGAAGUCCUCUGCUCCUUGGUGUGGAACCAGCUCCUUGGUGUGGAACCAGCUCCUUGGUGUGGAACCAGCUCCUUGGUGGCUCUGUUCUCACAGGCAGCUCCUCUCUGACUCUUGCUGAAGUCCUCUGCUCCACGGUGUGGAAUCAGCUCCUUGGUGGCUCUGUUCUCAUAGGCAGCUCCUCUCUGAUUCCUGCUGAAGUCCUCUGCUCCUUGGUGUGGAACCAGCUCCUUGGUGGCUCUGUUCUCACAGGCAGCUCCUCUCUGACUCUUGCUGGAGUCCUCUCUGCUCCAUGGUGUGGAACCAGCUCCUUGGUGGCUCUGUUCUCACAGGCAGCUCCUCUCUGACUCUUGCUGGAGUCCUCUCUGCUCCAUGGUGUAGAGCCAACACCUUGGUGGCUGUGUCCUGCCAGGCUGCCUGCACUGCUCCUAUGUGCCUCAUGCUGAAGUCCUCUGCUCCAUGCUGGAUGUUUAGCCUGAAUGAAGCUCUUGCAGAAGUUUUCACUUGAGAAAACAAAGCCAUAAUUCUGCUGUCAGCCCCUGCAGGGCCCUGAGCAGCAGCAGAGCUGUUGGAAGAUGUUCUCCUGGUGUGCAGCUGAGCUGAAUUUUGGGGGUUUGGGGUUUGUGCUUUUGCUGAUUUGGCUUUUUCCAAGCCUUUUAUUUUAACCAAAGAAGAGUGGGCUGGGAGCUGCUGCUCUCCAUGCUUGGGCACACAGGAGGGCUCCUGGGCUGUAUAGUAGAAGUCUGGAAGUACUUAGGGAGUGAAUGCAGGAUAAAUAAAUAAGAAUGAGAAGAAAAAGCUCUGCUUUUGUCCUGGAAUUAUUCCCCAGCAGCUUUUCCAUGUCCCCUAGAGAAGGAGCAGUAAGUUUGCAGAGCAUUUGUGCUGUCAGCUCUUCCAGAGCUGGGUUAGGUCUGAGUUUAGCUAAGCUCCAGGUGCUAAAGCAGCACAGCUCAGCUUGGAAGUGAUCAGAACUCUGCCUUUCAUGCC
Pogoniulus pusillus (Red-fronted tinkerbird) is the source of this 3027-nucleotide messenger RNA. RefSeq names its product methylenetetrahydrofolate dehydrogenase (NADP+ dependent) 2, methenyltetrahydrofolate cyclohydrolase (gene MTHFD2). Gene Ontology annotation, cellular component: mitochondrion. Lineage: Eukaryota; Metazoa; Chordata; Aves; Piciformes; Lybiidae. Gene Ontology annotation, molecular function: methylenetetrahydrofolate dehydrogenase (NADP+) activity; methenyltetrahydrofolate cyclohydrolase activity; methylenetetrahydrofolate dehydrogenase (NAD+) activity. The record is from RefSeq and is a predicted model, not a curated record. Gene Ontology annotation, biological process: tetrahydrofolate interconversion. The transcript is spliced from 8 exons. The coding region runs from base 541 to 1503 and encodes 320 amino acids.